This is a messenger RNA of Talaromyces proteolyticus, 5748 nucleotides long. RefSeq lists its product as uncharacterized. NCBI's taxonomy places the organism in Eukaryota, Fungi, Ascomycota, Eurotiomycetes, Eurotiales, Trichocomaceae. The coding region runs from base 1 to 5748 and encodes 1915 amino acids. The transcript is spliced from 4 exons. Gene Ontology annotation, biological process: nucleoside metabolic process. The record is from RefSeq and is a predicted model, not a curated record. Gene Ontology annotation, molecular function: protein binding; catalytic activity.
AUGAGCGCACUAUAUCCUUUCCCAGAAAUGUGGUCUGCCACUAAUCGCGAUGACAGCUCCUCAUAUGAGGGUGAAAUUUAUAGCCUCGUCAUCGAAUGCUCCAGUUUAUUCGAGACUUUAACUGAGCAAUCUGGUACCGACUAUAAGACUGGACUGUCGACUGGUACAUCGCCCAAACUCAAUGAUUCUCCGUCCAUAAACCCUGACAGAGGCCAGAGGCCUUCUGAAUCGAAAGAUGAUGUAAGGGAGAAAGACAAGAGAAAGCUCAAGGUGAAGCAGAUGGGAAGGAGCUUCGAUCUUUUUAUUAAUUAUACUGGUGCCCUUGCCGCUGUUGGCCGAUCGCUUGAUGAUCGGCUGAAUGGCCAUCCAGACAUAAAAUGUAUGGUGGUCGAACUUCUUCAGAUGCUUAUUAGAAACCUACAAUACAUCUCCGCUGCAGGCCUGCUUUAUUCCAAGGCCCAACGGGAUGAAACCUCUCCCCAGAACUUGGCGGAAGAGGCUUGGUCGGCGACUGAGAGCGCAAUCGAUGGUCUACACUUUAUGGCUUCCGCAAUUCGUAGGUCCUCUACCCAAAGCCAAAGGUACAAUCUCUCGUCUCGAUUCGACAGAGAUGACGACAUCUCCUUCGAGGAGUACUCCGUACUCCUCGUCAAACGUGACUUUCCCAAUGCUAGACGCUCUUUAUGUGAGCAACUCGGUGCUUCUAUCGCAGUUCGUCGGAAAAGACUGUUUCGUAGUAAUAUACAUGAAGAGAAACUGAGCACGAGGCGGGAAAUCGUCCUGCCAAAGCAAGGCUCAGGUCCUGUGGCCCAACCACGAGUAUCGCCUUCGCAGGCUGACGCACAGUUGACAGCUUCUCAACCUCAUAGAUUGAAAAUAGAGUAUAAAGCCUCCCCCUGGUCCGACGACACACGGAGUAAAUUAGACAGUAUGGCAGUUCGCAGCUAUUUGAACAGAGGGCCGAGCCUCUCGACAAUCAGUACGGGAUCUUCAGUUCGAAAUACGAAAGUCGAUUAUCCCGCAAAGCCGAACGCUGGAAAUGAUGAUAAGUACUGUGCGUGCCCUUAUUGCGCGAAACCAUUGGAACUUGGGAGGUUAAGAAUGGAUGCUAAGUACUGGGAGAACCAUAUUGACAUAGACGUGAAACCUUACGUAUGUCUUUCCGAGGAAUGCACAUCUCCAUUCUUAUUUUUUGUCCAUAUGAAGGAGUGGCUCGACCACAUGAAUACGAUGCAUUCAGAGCAAUGGAAUCAAAAAAUUCAUAUGAUGACUUGGUAUUGCGACAUUGAACAUGGGGGGGAAGUCCUUCAAUUCAGCGACCAUAGUGCAUUCAUUGCGCACAUGAAGGACUGUACGAACCAUCCUAAACGACAAUCUCCAACCGACCUGCAACUUGACGCCCUUUCUAGGAGUAAGCAAAAAAUGCUUGUGCGCCAGGAAAAAUACUCUUGCCCUCUCUGCAAUUGCGUUCCUGACUCCAUCGAGCCCGUCAUUCAGACAGGCAACCCAGAGGAGAUUAAGCACCUCUUAAACAAACAUAUUGCAAAACAUGUGAAGACACUUGCCUUCAUAUCAGUCCCUGCCUGGACAAGCACAGAUCCAGACCAGUUGGAAAUAUCUGAUGCCGAUGAGGAAGACAAACGGCGCCUGAGGAGUGAAGGCUCUACAGCUUCGUAUCUCACUGGGUUCGAUUCGGAUAUCCGUUCCAUUUCCUUAUCCUUCACCGAAGACCCUCCAAGAACAGAUUUGGAAAUCGUUUCAGACCAGCUUUUCGAAAUCCAAGAGACACAAGAAACCCACUGGGAUGAUAUCGGUUUCAAUGAUUAUAAAAUUACACAUUCUACACUCGACGGAGAGAAAGAUUUCUUACUAGAACAUUUCGCCCGCCUUCAGCACUCGAACAGCAUAUUUAAUGUGGUCACACCUUCACAGGCAAAGGAGAAGUUCCAUAUUGGCUGGAUCUGUGCAUUGCCCAUUGAAGCAGCCGCCGCAAUCCAAAUGCUGGAUGAGAACUUUGGGGCUCUCCAGGACCAAGACAGAAUGGAUACAAAUACAUACACCUUAGGUAGAAUCGGUCACCACUAUGUUGCUAUUGCUUGUCUCCCUGUACAACACGGGAUAGGUUCAGCUGUCACCGUGGCCAAAAACAUGAUGCGUACAUUUUCAAAAUCACUGAGGAUUGGACUGAUGGUGGGCAUUGGAGGAGGGAUUCCGUCUCCUGAUCAUGAUAUUCGACUUGGCGAUAUUGUGGUCAGUCAUCCGGAGGAUGGCUCUUGUGGUGGCGUGAUCCAACAUGACAUGGGAAAGAUCGGUCAGGAUGGCAAAAUUUGGCGAAUGGAGUCUUUAAAUACUCCACCGAAAUCUCUCUUGACUGCGCUUAGCCAGAUCAGAGCGGCCGGGUUAUAUCAAGAUGCGGUCUAUCCAUCUUAUAUCAAACAAGCCAUUGAAAGGAACGCAAGAACGCAGAAAAGGUUUAGCCGACCUGAUCUGCGAACUGAUCGAUUGUUCCGCAUUGAAUAUGAGCAUCCAAUGACUGCUCCAAUUUGCGAUAGAUGUCCUGUGGAAUGGGAAGAGGUAAGAUUACCACGGAAAGACAGCGACCCCCAAAUACAUUACGGGAUCAUUGCGUCUGGAAAUACAGUCAUUAAACACGGAGCAACUAGAGAACAGAUCCGCCAGGAGACAGGUGCUUUAUGUUAUGAAAUAGAAGCCGCUGGACUGAUGUCAGAUUUUCCUUGUAUUGUGAUACGGGGAGUAUGUGAUUAUGCAGACUCUCAUAAGAACAAGGAAUGGCAGGGAUAUGCUGCAUUAACGGCAGCAGCAUAUACCAAAGAGUUCCUCGCUUAUGUCCCAUGGGGAAAUUUGUCCCAAGAGAUAUUAGAAACAGACGUUUGUGGUAACAUUGAACGCCGUUGUCACCAAGCAUUUAAGACUUCAAAUUAUGAAAUGUAUAAAAAUAUCAACCCAGAUCGAGUGGAAGGGACUUGUGAAUGGGUCUUGCGAAGCCCUAAGUACCUGCGUUGGUGGAAAGCUACUGGAGAUGACCUGUUAUGGAUCUCAGCUGACCCAGGAUGCGGUAAAUCAGUACUUGCAAAAUCACUUAUUGACGAUAUAUUCAAAAUUUCUACACCAAAACUGUCAAUUUGUUAUUUUUUCUUUAAGGACAACGAUGAACAGAACAAUCUAGCCACUGCAUUAUGUGCUGUACUUCAUCAGCUUUUUAUAUUACAGCCACAACUGUUACGACAUGCAUUACCAGUUUGGGAAAAGAACCAAGAGAAGAUUCAGCAGGAAGUAGAAGACCUAUGGAAGAUUUUCAUAGCGGCAACAUCUGAUCCAACAUCAGCUAACACUGUCUGUGUCUUUGAUGCUCUUGAUGAGUGUCAAAUCCAGGAUCAAAAACAUCUUAUUGAAAAGCUUCAAAAAUGUUAUACCCAGCCCAGUUCAUCCAGUCGAAGGAAUUGGCUGAAAUUCCUGGUUACUAGUCGACCUUACGAGGAAAUUCAACAAGUUUUUCAGCUAGUAACAAAAUCAUUUCCGCAGAUUCAUCUCCGAGGUGAAGCAGAAAAUAAUCAGAUUCAUAAUGAAAUUAGUCUUGUUGCGAAGAUCCGUGUGGCAGAGCUUAGUGAAAUGUUUAAUCUUAAAGCUGAAACGCAGGCACGACUUGAGAAAGAGCUCCUUCAAAUGGAGCAGCGCACAUAUUUAUGGUUGCAUUUGGUGAUUGACGAUAUUCGGAACAGAUUCCAGGACAGUUUUAAACCCGAUCAAGAAUCAAUUUCCUUGAUCCCUAAAUCGGUCAGUGAAGCAUAUGAAAAGAUUCUGGAUCAUGUUACUCCUGAACAAGAAGCAACAGUGAGAACAAUAUUGCAAAUCAUCAUUGGAGCACAGCGUCCAUUGACUAUUCAAGAAAUGGCCAUGGCCUUAGGAGUGGCUACUUCAACGCAGACACGAACAGCAGAGGAGGCGGGUCUUAACCCAGAAGGGCUAAGCGAAAGGAUACGGCGACUGUGUGGGCUCUUCGUUUUUAUCAAAGAUUCCAGGAUAUAUCUUAUUCACCAGACAGCAAGGGAAUUUUUGAUUAACAACAUUCCUGGAUCUACCAGGUCCAAAUGGUAUUUUAAACUCAGCGAUGCACAGAUCCAAGUUACUCAAAUCUGUGUUAAAUACCUCUUAAUGGACGACUUAGGAGGCAACAAGCACGAAGCGAAUGUACAGUCCUUACUGGAGUACUCAGCACAGAACUGGCCUGAUCACUUCCGCGAGAUAUCCUCACCGACGCCUGAGCUAAUGGCGUACACCUAUCAGCUGUACGACCUUGCCGCUAAACGAUUUGCUUUGUGGUUUCCUAUCUUCUGGGAGAUGGUAAUGCCACAUGUACCAAAACCUCAGAUGAAUGCGCUUCACUUAGCCGCAUUUAAUGGACAUAAUAAGAUCAUACAGAGGUUAAUCAUGGAUUGUGAAAACACAAUCAAUUACCAAGAUAGUACAAGAACAACUGCACUCCAAUGGGCAUCUCUGCGUGGACAUUACAAGUGUGUACUGAUCCUACUGGAAAGUGGAGCCGAUAUAAAUACUCAAGGUGGAUACUAUGGAAACGCUCUCCAGGCUGCUUCUGCUGGAGGACAUCUUGAUAUCAUAAAGCUACUCUUGGAUAAAGGAGCUGAUAUUAAUGCUCAAGGUGGACAUUAUGAGAAUGCUCUUCAAGCCGCUUCUGCUGAAGGACAUAUCGACAUUGUGCAACAACUAUUGGAGAAAGGAACCAAGAUUAAUACUCGAGGUGGACAUUAUGGGUAUGCUCUUCAAGCUGCUUCUGCUGGAGGACAUCUUGAUAUUAUAAAGCUACUCUUGGAUAAAGGAGCUGAUAUUGAUGCUCAGGGUGGAUACUAUGGAAACGCUCUCCAGGCUGCUUCUGCAGGAGGACAUCUUGAUACUAUAAAGCUACUCUUGGACAAUGGAGCCUAUAUUGAUGUUCAAGGUGGAUACUAUGGAAACGCUCUCCAGGCUGCUUCUGCAGGAGGACAUCUUGAUACUAUAAAGCUACUCUUGAACAAUGGAGCCUAUAUUGAUGUUCAAGGUGGAUACUAUGGAAACGCUCUCCAGGCUGCUUCUGCUGGAGGACAUCUUGAUACUAUAAAGCUACUCUUGGGCAAUGGAGUCUAUAUUGAUGCUCUGGGUGGAUACUAUGGAAACGCUCUCCAGGCUGCUUCUGCUGGAGGACAUCUUGAUACUAUAAAGCUACUCUUGGACAAUGGAGCCUAUAUUGAUGCUCAGUGUGGAUACUAUGGAAACGCUCUCCAGGCUGCUUCUGCAGGAGGACAUCUUGAUAUUAUAAAGCUACUCUUGGAUAAAGGAGCUUAUAUUAAUGCCCAAGGUGGACAUUAUGGGAAUGCUCUUCAGGCCGCUUCUGCUGGAGGAUAUCUUGAUAUUGUGGAGCUACUCUUGGACAAUGGAGCCAAUAUCAAUGCCCAAGGUGGACAUUAUGGGAGUGCUCUUCAGGCCGCUUCUGCUGGAGGAUAUCUUGAUAUUGUGGAGCUACUCUUGGGUAAAGGAGCUGAUAUUAAUGGAGAAGAUGGACAUUAUGGGAAUGCUCUUCAGGCCGCUUCUGCUGGAGGAUAUCUUGAUAUUGUGGAGCUACUCUUGGACAAUGGAGCCAAUAUCAAUGCCCAAGGUGGACAUUAUGAGAAUGCUCUUCAAGCUGCCUCUGCUGAAGGACAUAUCGACAUUGUGCAACAACUAUUGGAGAAAUGA